AUGAUGAGUGAAACGAUCGGUCUAACUAUUGACCAGUGGCGCUCGACUCAGCUUCAGGCCGCCGCUGGUGUCGCCUUGGACAGAAUUCUGCAGCUUGCACAAUCUCUGUCCAAGGAUUCGCCGGAGUGGAUUUAUGUCGCAACAGAGAAAGACAUCAAAGACCAAUGGAACACAAUCGAUCACAGCUUGAAGGACGAUCUGCCUCUUUAUGGUGUUCCUUAUGCUGUGAAAGAUAACAUCGACGUGAAUGGUUUUCCAACUACAGCAGCUUGCCCCAAAUUCGAAUACUUGGCCUCAUCCGACGCGACUGUAGUUGCCCAGCUCCGCACUGCUGGUGCUAUCGUGGUUGGCAAAACAAACUUGGACCAGUUUGCAACAGGGUUGGUAGGUGUUCGCUCCCCCUAUGGUACUCCCUCGAGUGUCUUCAGUGAAGAGCACGUUUCAGGAGGUUCUUCCUCGGGUUCAGCUGUUGUUGUGGGUAAAGGUAUUGUUCCGUUUGCACUUGGUACCGAUACUGCAGGUUCUGGACGUGUUCCGGCUGCUUUGAACAAUCUGAUUGGUGUGAAACCUACGGUAGGAAUUUGGAGCACCACCGGCGUCGUUCCAGCAUGCAAAUCAUUAGAUGCACCCACGGUUUUCACACUUAAUUUGAAAGAUGCUGAGAAGAUUCUGAGUAUUGGAAUCAAGUAUGACAACUUAAACCCUUACACCCGCCAGUUCCCUGAGCGUCCUGUGACAACUUUUGGCCGGCGACCCAUCUUGGGUGUACCCAAGAAUCCGGAAUUCUACGGUGAAACUGAGAAUGAGACUCUAUUCUAUCAAGUUGUUAAUAAAGUACGUGAUUGUGGCAUUGAAGUUGUUGAAGUUGACUGCUCAGACUUAUUCAGGCUUGCAAAACUACUAUACGAAGGUCCGUGGGUUGCAGAGCGUUACCAUGCGAUCAAAGAUUUUAUAAACGAACAACAUAUGGAUCCCACUGUGUACAAUAUCAUCAGUGGUGCGCAUGGUGUGAGUGCUAUUGAUGCUUUUGACAAGGAAUACAUUAGACAAACAAUCAAAAAAAAGUUCCGGGCAGAGCUCGGCUAUCUUGAUGGAUUCGUUAUGCCAACAUGCCCUUUGAAUCCCAAGAUUGCAGACGUUUUGGCUGAGCCUUUUCUCAUCAAUUCACAGCAAGGUACCUAUACCAAUUUUGUGAAUUUGGCGGAUCUAUCGGCUUUGGCAAUCCCUGCUUCGUUCCGUUCUGAUGGGUUACCGUUCGGUAUAACAUUUAUGUCUGAAGCAUUCAACGAUUUCGCACUUUUGGAACUUGCUCAACGCUUUUUACAGACCUUCGAAAACAGACAACUCGGAAAUACCCCGGCAAAAGUUUCUCAAUCAGGCGAUACGGUUGGAUACACUCUGCCGGACGGUUGUUCCAGGCGCACGAUGCAACUAGCUGUCGUCGGUGCGCACUUGUCUGGAAUGGUCCUGAACUGGCAGUUGCGCAAAGUAAACUCUACUCUGGCAUUUAGGGCUAAAACAGCCCCCAAGUACAAGCUGUGGGCUCUCAAAACUACACCUCCUAAACCUGGGCUGGAGAGAGUGAGCUCUGGUGGAUCCCCCAUCGAGGUGGAGGUUUGGGAUGUCCCAGUUGAGCGGUUUGGUGAAUUUAUUUCAAUGGUACCUCAGCCACUUGGAAUAGGUACGUUGGAGCUAGAAACUGGUGCAUUGGUGAAAGGCUUCAUUUGUGAGAAUGCGGGUUUACUCGAAGGCGCCGAAGAUAUCACAUCAUUUGGUGGUUGGCGCAGCUAUAUCGCUGAUCGUAAAAUUGGGAAACCUUUCGAUACUGUCUUGAUCGCGAACAGAGGAGAAAUUGCUGUACGAAUGAUCAAGGCUCUGAAAAAGAUGUCCAUCAGAUCCGUGGCGGUGUACUCUGAGCCAGACCGGCACGUACAGCAUGUAUUGGAUGCUGAUGUUGCCGUGGAUCUUCACGGUGUGAGUGCCGCCGAGACCUACCUCUCUAUGAGAAAGAUUAUCGAUGCCUGCAAACAAACACGUGCCCAGGCCGUUCUUCCUGGCUACGGCUUUUUAGCUGAAAACGCAGAGUUUGCUGAGCUCUGUGAAAAGGAGGGUAUCAUCUUCAUUGGUCCCUCCGCUAAGAUUAUUCGCGAGCUAGGAAUGAAACAUACAGCACGUGAAAUUGCCAAAAAGGCGGGGGUUCCGUUGACCCCUGGUACAGGUUUACUGGAGUCCAUCCAGGAGGCGCUCGAGGCUGCGGACAGCAUCGGCUACCCAGUCAUGAUAAAGAGCACAGCAGGCGGUGGUGGUAUCGGUCUUCAAAGAGUUGAUAAUGCUGCAGACCUACCGCAAGUCUUUAAUACUGUGCGCCACCAGGGCCUGCAGUAUUUCAACGACUCCGGCGUGUUUAUUGAAGCAUUCGUUGAAAAUGCUAGACACAUCGAGGUACAGGUAUUUGGAGAUGGCUUCGGUAAAGCCAUUGAUUUAGGAGAACGCGACUGCUCACUCCAACGUCGUAAUCAAAAAGUCAUUGAAGAAACACCCGCGCCAAACCUACCUGAGAAGACACGAGCUGCACUACGUAAAAGUGCUCGGGACCUUGCUGCUGCGAUGAAAUACAAGUGUGCUGGAACAAUUGAAUACAUUUUCGAUCCCGCAAGAGACAAGUAUUACUUCUUAGAAGUUAACACUCGUCUUCAAGUUGAACACCCAGUAACGGAGGAAGUCACGAAGCUUGAUCUCGUCGAGUGGAUGGUAAAUAUCGCCGCAAACCGUGCCCCUAGUUUUGAUAAUGAGAUCAUACCAACGGGUGCCAGUAUGGAAGCGCGUGUUUAUGCGGAGAACCCUGUACGUGACUUCGCUCCUUCACCAGGCACCAUAACUGAAGUUUCGUUCCCUAAAUGGGCUCGUGUUGACACAUGGAUCUUUAAAGGCUCCACUAUCUCCAGCGAAUACGAUCCUAUGAUUGCAAAAAUAAUUGUUCAUGGUAAAAAUCGUAAGGACGCUUUGGAACUUCUUCAAAAAGCCCUUAAUGAGACUAUCAUUUCUGGUGUGGUCACAAAUUUGGACUACCUUCGCUCUGUGGCAGGAUCUCAAAUGUUCAAAGAGGUCAAGAUGUUCACGAAAGCCCUUGAUACUUACGAGUACAAGCCCCACGCUAUCGAGAUCACUGCGCCUGGUUCUGCUACCACUAUUCAGGAUUACCCUGGCCGCACGGGGCUGUGGCACAUCGGCGUACCUCCAUCGGGACCAAUGGAUUCCUAUGCAUUCCGCGUCGCGAAUCAUAUCGUUGGAAAUCACGAAUCUGCACCGGCAAUUGAGUGUACUUUAGUGGGCCCUUCACUUGUUUUCCAUCACGACAGCUUGAUUGCACUCACUGGUGGCACAAGUACAGCCACUUUAGAUGGUACAAUCAUUCCGCUAUGGGCACCUGUAAGCGUAAAAUCAGGACAGCAACUCGUUGUGGGAAAGCUUUCUUCUGGUUGUCGUGCCUACCUUGCGGUACGUGGUGGAUUAGAUGUGCCAGAAUAUCUGGGCUCCCGCUCGACGUUUGCUCAAGGUUCCAUUGGUGGCUACAAUGGCCGUGCAUUGAAAUUUGGUGAUGUGGUUCCCAUCGGUCAGCCUGAACUGCCAUGUUGCACUAUCCCUGCACCUGUGCAUGCUCCGAUAGAGUUCCCUGAGAGUCUGAUCCCAAAAUACAGUAAUAAAUGGAAUGUUACGGUUACUUGUGGACCCCAUGGCGCACCAGACUUCUUCAAAUCAGAGUUCUUGGAUACCUUUUUUGAGACUGAGUGGAAAAUUCAUUACAAUUCAAACAGAUUUGGUGUUCGUCUUACUGGUCCCAAACCGCACUGGGCGAGAACAGAUGGUGGAGAAGCGGGACUUCAUCCCUCUAAUGCUCAUGACUACGUAUACUCACUAGGUGCCAUCAAUUUUACAGGUGAUGAGCCUGUUGUUCUUACCUGUGAUGGUCCAUCUUUGGGUGGGUUUGUGUGUGCUGGAGUGAUCACUGAAGCAGAUCUUUGGAAAAUGGGUCAAGUUAAGCCAGGUGAUUUGGUAAAAUUCUCUCCUGUUACAGUUGAACACGCUCUUAUAUUAAAGAAGGUUGUGGAUCAGCAAGUCAUAGGUGUUGAAACACCUAUACCAGCACUGGAGGAAGUUCACGAGGAUCCUAUCUUGUUUUUCCAAGAAGCGACCGUAACUUCACCUAAAGUUGUGUACCGACAGGCGGGCGAUAGGUACUUACUGAUUGAGUAUGGUGAAAAUGUUAUGGACUUAAAUCUUCGCUAUCGUGUGCACUGUUUAAUCGAGCACACGCUAGGUAAAGUUGGUGGUGUUAUAGAAAUGUCACCGGGUGUGCGAAGUGUCCAUAUCGAGUACGAUCCCGCGAUUAUCAGUCAAAGUUCGCUCUUGGACAACCUAUUGGGGAUUGAGUUCAAUAUCAAGAGUUCCUCCGAUUGGAAAGUCAAAUCUCGCGUUAUUCGACUGCCCAUGGCUUUCGAAGACCAGAAGACACUCUCCGCAGUUGAGCGAUACCAGGAGACCAUCCGUUCUGAAGCACCUUGGCUACCAAACAACGUUGAUUUCAUAAGAGAUGUGAAUGGCCUUUCUGAUAGAAACGAAGUGCGCAAUAUGAUGUACUCUGCGCGCUUUAUGGUGAUGGGUUUAGGCGAUGUGUAUCUUGGUGCCCCGUGUGCUGUUCCUUUGGAUCCUCGUCAUCGUCUUCUUGGAACGAAAUACAACCCAUCUCGGUCUUGGACGCCUAACGGUACUGUCGGCUUGGGAGGAAUGUACAUGUGUAUAUACACAAUGGAAUCUCCAGGUGGCUACCAGCUGAUCGGACGCACAAUCCCUAUUUGGGAUAAACUCUGUCUUAACGAGUCCGCGGCCAAUGGUAAACCAUGGUUACUCUCUUGCUUUGAUCAGAUUGAGUAUUACCCAGUCACUGAACACAAGCUUGAGGGCUUUGUUACCCAAGUUGAGCAAGGCGACUAUAAGUUGGAGAUCACCGAAACAGUUUUCGAUGCUGGCGAUUAUCACAAAUUCUUGAAAGACAAUGAGCAAACUAUUUCUGCACAUAAUUUGAGAAUCGCUGCUCGGCAGGACGAGUUUGCUCGUGUUAUAGCAGCAUCAGAAUCAAAAGCCACUUCUGAAACUGUGAAGGCCCCCGUUGAAAUUUUCAGCGACACUGCAACUAUGAUCUAUGCUGAAGUGACAGGCAGGUUCUGGAAAAACAUGGUUGAAGAAGGAGUCAAUGUCAGUCAGCACGACUGUAUUCUCAUCUUGGAAGCUAUGAAAACAGAACUACUUGUAUGUGCAAGCGUGGCGGGAACUGUGGUCAAAAUUCUUCAUAAAAAUGGCGAUAUGGUAGAGGCAGGCGACUUGGUAGCAGUUAUUGAGCCUUGA
Messenger RNA from Wickerhamiella sorbophila, 5403 nucleotides. Its product is annotated as Urea amidolyase. The transcript has a single exon. The record is from RefSeq and is a predicted model, not a curated record. NCBI's taxonomy places the organism in Eukaryota, Fungi, Ascomycota, Dipodascomycetes, Dipodascales, Trichomonascaceae. The coding region runs from base 1 to 5403 and encodes 1800 amino acids. Gene Ontology annotation, molecular function: ATP binding; metal ion binding; urea carboxylase activity. Gene Ontology annotation, cellular component: mitochondrion.